Cyprinodon tularosa is the source of this 2700-nucleotide messenger RNA. Its product is annotated as protocadherin gamma-C5-like. Gene Ontology annotation, cellular component: plasma membrane. Gene Ontology annotation, biological process: homophilic cell-cell adhesion. The transcript has a single exon. The record is from RefSeq and is a predicted model, not a curated record. Gene Ontology annotation, molecular function: calcium ion binding. Lineage: Eukaryota; Metazoa; Chordata; Actinopteri; Cyprinodontiformes; Cyprinodontidae. Bases 202 to 2685 code for a protein of 827 amino acids.
CCUGUACUCUCAUUGCAGCGUGUCAGAGGAGAGAAGGCGAUGGGAUUCAUUUUGCAAUGUGGGAAUUUAUUAUUUGGCCUUACAUUCAUGCAUAGUUGCUUUUGAUCAAGCAUGUAUGGAAUAUAAUACGUGAGAGGAUGGAUACAUGAUUGUUUCCGUACAAACCAUUUACUGGAAUAAAUAUGGUAUAACGGACCAAGGAUGACAAAGAGAAAUGCAUAUCGAGACUGGAGAUGGCUGGUGCUUUGGUGGCACCAUUUUUUUAUCAUGUGGAAUACAAUAGAUGGACAGACUCGGUACAGCAUCCAAGAGGAGUUAAAAAUGGGAUCUGUGGUUGGAAAUCUCGCUAAAGAUUUAGGGUUGUCCUUAACUGAAAUUUCUGACCGUAAACUAAGCGUCGCAUCUGAGGCUGGUAAGCAGUAUUUUACCGUGGAUGCGGGGAAGGGAGAGCUGGUUGUGAAUGACAGAAUAGAUAGAGAGGCUCUUUGUGGACAAAGCGCCAGCUGUGUGUUGCCUCUGCAGGUCUUUAUCGAAGAUCCGUUGCAGCUUUUUCGUGUGGAAGUUGAAAUUCAAGAUAUUAAUGAUAAUUCCCCCAGAUUCCCGUCAAAGGAUAUUACUCUAGAUAUUGCAGAAUCUACUGCGAUUGGGGUUCAGUUUCCAUUAGAAAGUGCAAUAGAUCCCGAUGUCGGUAGUAAUUCUCUGAGGUCAUAUAAAUUGAGUAAACAUGAAUGUUUCAGUAUAAGAGUAAAAGAUGUUGCUGGUGGAAGGAAGGUUCCUGAAUUAUUCCUAACAAAAAUGUUAGACAGAGAGAAAAAUAUUGCACAUACGCUUCUGUUAACAGCUCUAGACGGAGGUAACCCAGUGAGAUCAGGGACGGCAGAGAUAACUAUUACAGUUCUAGAUAUAAAUGAUAAUAUCCCAGCGUUCGAGAAAUCUUUAUAUAAAGUAUCAAUUCCAGAAAAUGCUCCCGAGGGUGAAUUGAUUAUACAAACAAAAGCAGCAGAUAUAGAUGAGGGUCAAAACGGAGAGAUUGAAUAUUCAUUCGGAUCGCACACCCCCGAUUCUGUUCUUUCCAUUUUUACCAUUGAUUCUGCUUCAGGAACAAUCAUUCUGAAGGGAAACUUAGAUUAUGAAACAACUACAAAAUAUGAAUUGGAUGUAACUGCGAAAGAUAGGGGCACUCCGAGAAUGGAGGGACAUUGUAUGGUAAAUGUUGAAGUUUUAGAUGUUAAUGACAAUGCGCCAGAAAUAAUUCUCACGUCUCGACCAAAACCUGUGAGUGAAAACUCGCCUAACGGUACCGUUGUUGCUCUAAUCAGCGCCAGGGACUUGGAUUCCGGGGAUAACGGAAAAGUAAAAUUACACAUUCCAGAGAAAAGUAACUUUGCGCUGAGGCCCUCGUUUUCACAAAACUACGCGCUAGUUACAAACAGUGUUUUGGAUCGCGAAAAAGUCCCCGAAUAUAACAUUGAAAUAGCAGCCAUUGAUUCUGGCUCCCCUCCGCUGUCAAGUAAGAAAACUAUUCAUGUUAGCAUAACUGAUGUAAAUGACAACCCUCCUAUUUUUACUCAGUCUUCCUAUAAUGUAUAUUUAAAAGAGAAUAAAAUUCCAGGAUCUAUACUUUACUCGGUAUCAGCGUCUGAUCGGGAUUCUGGGGAAAACGCAAAGAUUUCUUACUCUAUACUUGACUCCAAAGUGCUGGGUGUUUCUGUCUCCUCUUACGUUUACAUAAACUCGGAUAACGGGAGCAUCUACAGCAUGCAGUCAUUUGAUUAUGAGAAGCUGAAGGUGUUUCAGAUUCAGGUUCAGGCAAAGGACCAUGGUUCCCCUCCUCUGAGCAGCAACACCACUGUCCAUGUUUUUAUCCUGGACCAGAACGAUAAUGCUCCCGCUGUUAUUUACCCCUCCUCUGCUGCCCUGGGUUCUCUCUCUCAUCAAAGGAUGCCCCGCUCUGCUAAAGCUGGUCACCUGGUUACUAAGGUGACGGCCGUGGACGCUGACUCCGGCCAUAAUGCCUGGAUCUCCUACAGACUGGCGGAGGCCACAGACGCCUCUCUGUUCACCGUCAAUCAGUACACAGGGGAGGUGAGGACUAAACGCGCUGUAACCGAGCAGGAUGACUCCUCUCAGAGGCUGCUGAUAGAGAUCAAGGAUGAUGGGGAACCGGUUCAGUCCGCCACCGCUACGGUGUCCAUCCUGCUGGAGGACGGUCUCCAUGAACCCAUCUUAGACCUCAGACACAAAGUUUCUGAGCCCAGCAAGAAAACUGGCAGAAUUACCCUUUAUUUGAUUCUGUCUCUGGCCUCAGUGUCCGUGCUGUCUCUGGUGACGUUUCUCAUCUUAGCGGUGAAAUGCAUCAGGAGCAGCAGUAGCAGCGGGAGCUGCUGCAUGAGACGAAGCGACUGUGAUGAUUACAAGAACCCCAACAGAAACCUGCAGAUUCAGCUCAACACUGAUGGACCCAUAAAGUACGUGGAGGUCCUGGGAGGAGACAUGAUGUCUCAGAGUCAGUCCUUCAGGUCCUGCAUGUCUCCAAUGUCAGAGUACAGUGAUUUUACUCUGAUCAAACCCAGCAGCACCACAGACUUUAAAGAAACCCUCAGUGUUCUGGAUGCGUCUUUACCUGACAGCACCUGGACCUUUGAGAGCCAGCAGGUGAGGCAAAACUACUGUAUUUUUCCAUGAGUUGAAUGAUUGUGC